AUGUCCGGCGGCUUCUACAAAUAUCGCUGUAAAUUCUUUUACUCCCAUAACUGUACUAACUGGGUGUGGAUGAAUGAGUCGCCCUGUGCCCCCUGCCUCGCGGAAGGCCGUGAGGAAACUGGGGAGGCGAUGGCCUCUCGCCACCCAGGCACAAUAGAGAAGGAUUCUUAUCGGACUCUCGGGCCAGAGAUGCAGAGACUCUUCUUCGGCGUAGCACCCAAUAUCUUAAAUGAGAUCUACUUUAACGAGGAAAGAUCCAAAUGCUUGAUCUUAUAG
Molecule: messenger RNA, 276 nt
Organism: Clonostachys rhizophaga
Lineage: Eukaryota; Fungi; Ascomycota; Sordariomycetes; Hypocreales; Bionectriaceae
Source: the annotation of a GenBank genome assembly